Molecule: messenger RNA, 618 nt
Organism: Arctia plantaginis
Lineage: Eukaryota; Metazoa; Arthropoda; Insecta; Lepidoptera; Erebidae
Source: the annotation of a GenBank genome assembly
AUGAGUAGCAACGGAAAUCAGGUGCCGUUGGCGCCGAACCAGCGAGGACCCGGACCUUAUCCACGGGCGUCAACACCACACAGACCGGUGGAAUGUUACCACCCUACCGGCGCCCCCGGGGCUGCAUACAUGACAAGCACAGCCGGAGGAGCGCAACCCUCGGCGCAAGCAACUCUAAGAGUUCAACCAACACCGCAGCCAUCGGCACCGCCGGCACCUCAACAAGACCUGUCAAAGACGACCAUGGCUGGCCAUAGUUAUGUUUCGCAGAACCAGACGCCGCAGCCUCGACCACAGUUUACUAACUAUCAAUACAGGGCGACCCAACACACGAGGCCGAACACACAUACACGCCAGCAACAAUCAUACAUUCCCGGUACUGCUGCUACGGCAGCCGGACCAGUCAUGUACCCGACGAUAGUGUUCCAACCGACGCCAAUGGGUAUGCAAACUUACCAGCAACCUCGUUCCAAUACGCCAGCAGGGUUCUAUCCAUACCACAUGGGACAUUUCAUAGGCUACAAUAAUCCGACGAGCCACUCUGCACCAUAUUACUACACUUCAAACAGUCCUCAGCUGCCAACUCCAAAUUUACCAGCGAACCACCCCUGGCGGUAG